AUGGACAGCUGUAUUUUGGUGAAGCUCCCUGCCGGCUCCUUGACGUAUUUGAUGCAGUCGCUGUUGCUCUCAUGGCUUGUGGUGCCUUCCCUUGGGCAAUUCUGUCAACUGGCGGAAAUGGAAACGGGCUUCUGGUGGAAAAGUUCUAGUGACAACAACAUAGUUUUCAAGAAAGAUCGGCACCACAAGUCUGGAGUCAGAGGUAUUCAUACAUUGACAUCUUUGUACAGUGUCUCAACAUGUCUCACCGUGUUUCCAAUGUUUCACUUGUUUCCUGGGGCCGCCAAAGAGGCCAGACAGGGCAGAGAAGACUCCUCUGUCGUCAUCGAAGCUGUUUGCCAAAGGAGCGAAGCAUUUCGCUUGAUGACGCGCGGCUGGCCCGACGCCGCUUUGGACUGGCGCCACAUGGAUGGUUCCUGGUUCCGCGACGAGUGGCCAAAGGGCCGGCGAUCAGAUGUGAAAGCUGCGGCUCCUGCACGAGGUCGUUCAGUCCGAGUUCUUGCACGGCUACGGCCUUUCUUGGACAAUGAAGAGGAGCCGAGCGAUAUCCCGUGCCUCCGCACGGUUGGGAGCUCUCAACUCGAGGUUCUGUUGGAACCCCGGGCUCUCCUAACGGAUACUGCUUGUCGUCGUGGGCGCCGGCGCACCAUUGGUGCAGCACUCGGUAGCACUUGGGUCGCGCUCGCAAUUGCCAUGGAGGGCUGGGAUAGUGACAAGCUGCCAGCAGUGGUUCGAAAGCCAUGGGAGAUUUUUCAACACUGCGUGCAGCAGCGUGUCACUUUGAAGCUCUUGGCGAAUGAAGCUACAGAAGAACCUGAUGCCAGCUUCUUCAAGCUCUUGGAACAAGAUGGUGCUCAAAAAGUUUUUGCGACCCUGGAUGUGGAGACCCGCAAGACUUACCAAGGCAUCAGUCACAUGGAACUGGCGGCCUUUUGUCACUACGCUCGUGAGCGCGCUCGCCGGCGUAGCGGAGCCACUGACAGCAACCAGUCGCACACAGACGAAUCCAGCAGUGAAGACGAUACCGAUGAAGAUGCCUUUGACGCCCUGAGCGACGAAGAGCGGCGGAAGCAUGUGCCAGACAGCCUGGAAGAUCAAUGGAAAUUGAUCAAAGACCAUGGCUUUGGCUUUCUCCUCCCAGACCACAAAGAUGAAUCUGCAGUCGGCCACAACGAUGAAGCUGCAGAUGUUGCAGAAGAUGUAGAAGUUGCAUAUGCUGCAGAUGCAGAAGAUGCAGAAGAUGCAGAAGAUGCAGAAGAUGCAGAAGAUGCGGACGGUGCAGAAGAUGCAGACGCUGCAGAAGGUGUAGCUGCAGAAGCUACGGAUGCUGCAUAUGAUGCAGAUGAAGCUACUAUGAGUCAAGCUGUUCAAUCUGCAGAUCGUACCACUGAGACGGCAGAUGACGCUGCCGAGUGUCCUACAGCGGUUGAAGCUGCAUCUCGGCUGGAGAAGCUCUUUGCACCCCCGGCACCGGUGAGCACGGAGGACAUCGAAUCGGACUCUCCCAGUCCUGUGCCGAAGAAGCGCAAGAGAGGCAAAGCCGCUGCGAACCCGGUUGACGUGGCUAUGGCAGCUGGAGCAGUUCUGGAAGGGGCUGGAAGUCAAGCUGAAGCGGCGGCAACUACCAAGAAAGACGUUUGGGUAUGCAGUGUGUGCAACAAAAAACGUGGAAGCCUGAUCCUUUGUGACUCAUGCGACAAGUGCUUCCACUUCAAAUGCCACAAGCCGAAGCCAGAUCUGGUGGACCCAGAUGUGGAUAAGUGGUAUUGUGCCCGUUGCACUGAAACCAUCUCUCGGAAACGUGGCCUGCAUUUGCGCCGUGGAGAUCUGUGCUGGGCAAAGAACGCGAAGGGAACACACUUUCCUGGCGUGGUCCUGGAGCUUGAUGUGGCUCAGGAGGACUCGUUCGUCAAGGUCAGAUUCUUGGAUUCGGAGCGCACUGAGGCAUGGCACAAUGUCAAGACAGUACGGGGGUGGCAUGAUUUUUAUCCGACAAAGCCAUCGUCAGCUCUGAAGACGGCCAUUGCAGAGGCUGAGUCGGCAGCGAAAGCCCUUGGCCUUGACCUCAUCAGGACACCAGAUCGUGCAUCUACGGACAAGAAGGCCGCAAAGAGAACACCUCUCUCGGGUCCCAAGCAGCCGAUGAAGAAAGCGAAGGUAUUGGCAUCAACGCCACCAAAAGAGGAGCUAAACAAGAUCCAACAGCUUUUGAAUGAAGCUGCGAUGCGACAACAGCGACUGCUGUCAUUAAGUGGCUUGCACGAUAUUGGGAGCUGCAAGUCUGCUGCCUCGAUGCCCUCAGUCUCCUCCCGAGGACUCUUUGAGUCGCCCUUCUUACCAGUUCGUGGUUUGGAAUCCCGCACCUUUAGCUUUGAUCAGGUUUUUGAUGCAAAUGCCAGUGACGACCAGGUCUUCAGUGAGAUUCAAGAUGAACUGCAGGCUGCUCUGAAGGGUGAGGCGGUUUGCAUUCUCGCAUACGGGGCUACUGGGAGCGGAAAGACCCAUACAGUCACCAACAUCGCGGAGAGGGUAGCACAAAGGCUCAACAGUGAGGCCGAUCUGUUGGAGAAAGAGGGCUCUCAGCUGGAAGUCUUGGUUCAGAUCGUGGAGAUCUACAACGAACACUUCCGGGACCUGCUGACGGUGGCAGAUACUUCGCACACUGCUCACCAUGAAACUCCAAAGUUGAAGACGUUCUCGCCCAGCAGCAGUGCCACAUUGCAGGGGGUGACGCACCGGCGAAUUACCCGCGGCAAAGACAUGCUCAAGGGUCUGCAGUCGGCGCUACGAUUUGGCCAAGCACAGCGCGCUACGUGUUCAACCUCUGUCCAUGGGCGUUCAUCACGUUCGCAUUUGGUCAUGAUGCUCUAUUUGCUCACCUGCGACGAAUCAGGUUCCCAACAUCAACUGGGGCGCUUGAGUUUGGUGGACCUCGCUGGCAGCGAGCGCAUCAAGUGCUCAGAGGCAACGGGCGAUCGACUCAGAGAGGCUCAACACAUCAACCGAUCCUUGAGCGCUUUGGCCGAUGUAGUGGUGGCCAAGGAGAAGGGAGUUCCGCAUGUGCCAUACCGGAACUCGAAGCUCACCCAUCUGCUGCAGGACGCUUUGGGAGGUCAACAGAACAGCCGCACGACCAUCAUCAUCGCGCUGCCCCCUACGAGGGCAGCCCUGGGUGAAACGCUGCACUCCUUGCAGCUCAGUUCACGUUUGAACUCCAUCGCGGCUCAGCGCAUGUACGUGCCCUGGUCUGGACACCAGCGUGGAGUAGAGGAGGAUGACUCUCUGCUUGCUCGACAAGAAGCUGAAAGGCUUCGACUUGAAAAUGUUCAGUUGCGAAACCGUAUCCAACAACUGGAGGAACGUGAUCAGGAGAGGGACCUGGAGCUGCAGCAGCUGCGACAGCAGAUCCAGGUUCAGCCCUGCAGCACAGAAACUUGUUGGAGGUCCACAUCUCCGCCAAGUCCGGUACUCGAGGCUGACUCUUCGGCUGAACAAAGUCGAGAAAUCUCUGAGUGCCAGGUCAGGGAAGUGUCUCCAAUUCCAGCUGAUGAGUUGCAACCAGUGCAACCAGAGCCUGAGAUCGAGGCAGCUGCAAGGGCCUUGGAUUUUUCAACGCACUUCUCAGAUGGUAUUUUCGAAUCUUCGCCACAGCUGAAAGGUGUCCAGAGCGUUCAAGAUCAGCAACCCUUUGCAGAACAGCGUGCGGAACACGAGACCUCCGGUGGGGUCUCCCAAGACUGUUGA
Messenger RNA from Cladocopium goreaui, 3744 nucleotides. Lineage: Eukaryota; Dinophyceae; Suessiales; Symbiodiniaceae. The record is from the annotation of a GenBank genome assembly.